CUCAUGGUGACCUGCACUGCGUGUUAAGUCUUCGAGGAGAACGUGUUUGUCGGUUUGUCUCGUUGCCGUCUUCAUCAUGCAGACCCUGCGCGUUCCUCUCUUCCUUGUCUUUUUGACUCACGGAGCACUGCGAGUUUCUCCAGUAUUCCAAUACCCGCCCGUAGUAAGAGCCGAGGUCGGGAGCACAGUGCACUUCACGUGUGAUAUCGGAGACCUGACCGGGCACUGCUACUCUGUUUUGUGGCUCAAGGUGCAGCCCAGCCGAGCCCCGGCACUGGCUGUUUAUUCAAACAUCUCCCCUGAUGGGAGUCAUGGAAGUGAGGCUGAUGCACCGACAAAGAAGAGCUGCUCUUUAACCUUAACUAGCGUACAGGUGAACGAUUCUGGGACAUUCUACUGUGGGUUUAGCUCCCACAUUAUGGUAUAUUAUGGAAAUGGAACAAGGCUGAUAGUAAAAAGUCCUGAAGACAUUUCAAUUGUAAUCUCAUCGCCUUCUGAGGAUGAAGUCCAGUCCAGUGGUUCUGUUACUUUAGUGUGUCUGGUGUUUGGAGUAGCCGAGGAGGCUCGUGUCCACUGGAACGUACUGGGGAGUGUUCGACAUGGACUGACUGAUUCCGGGUCCACUCCGGACUUUAUCAGGAAUCAGAUCACCAUUCCGGUCGAGGUCUGGAGCAGCGGGACCGUGUGUACCUGUGUAGUGGAAACAGAGAGCGGGCGCAAUAUGAGCAAAAGCGUGAGCAAAACAGGGUUCCCUGCAGCUUCCAUCGCUCUUCUCUAUGGGAAUGUAGUCGUGGUUUCACUUUUGCUAAUUGCUGUGCUUGUCGUAGCGGCAAUGUGUUUCUGUAGAAGAAACACCAGCUCAGGAAAUAAAAAUGAAAACAGGCAAUCAGGUGCAAGGCACUCAAGCAAAUCAAAAUUAGGAGAACUGGAGAGGGAGGAGGUGCAGUAUGCCAGUCUGGAGUUCAAUGCUAGAGGACGGAAGUGAACCCUGAGUGAACAGCCCUCUGCAGCCCCCGUCCCUCUCUCUGUGCCGGAACAACUGGGUCAACAACUGUCCUCUAUAUGUCUUCUAUUAUAUGCAUAUGAUACAGUUACAGUAUCCGUGGAUAAAGUCUUCAUAAAUAACUGUUUA
Molecule: messenger RNA, 1132 nt
Organism: Acipenser ruthenus (sterlet)
Lineage: Eukaryota; Metazoa; Chordata; Actinopteri; Acipenseriformes; Acipenseridae
Product: immunoglobulin kappa light chain-like
Exons: 6
Coding region: 77-985 (302 amino acids)
Biological process (GO): T cell costimulation; cell surface receptor signaling pathway; cellular response to lipopolysaccharide
Cellular component (GO): external side of plasma membrane
Source: RefSeq, a predicted model, not a curated record